Molecule: messenger RNA, 5598 nt
Organism: Heterostelium album PN500
Lineage: Eukaryota; Evosea; Eumycetozoa; Acytosteliales; Acytosteliaceae
Gene: pARTg
Product: U box domain-containing protein
Exons: 6
Coding region: 1-5598 (1865 amino acids)
Biological process (GO): negative regulation of gene expression
Cellular component (GO): nucleus; cytoplasm
Molecular function (GO): transcription corepressor activity; NAD+ poly-ADP-ribosyltransferase activity
Source: RefSeq, a predicted model, not a curated record
AUGAGGUUGGAGGUUGUUAGCGCACCAAUCAUAGUAUUUGAUGAUUAUCGAGUGUCAAAUUUUAGCACUAAAAUACAAAUUACAACAUCAAAGUUAUCAACUGGAGUAUCUAUUGAGAAGUUGUCUCAAGUGAUAAAGUUGAUGACCGAUUUGGAUCUACAAGAUGCCAAACUAGAUGGUGAAACUAAUACAAUUAACUUUAAUUUAAAUUCACCUAGUGAGUUUGAUAUGCUCACUGAUACGCCCAUCAAGAUAUUAAAUCAAAUUAUUUCUUUUGAAAUUUUGAAAGAUAAAACCAAAGUUUAUAUUUUUGAAAAUAGCAAUGGUGUAAAUUUGGUGCUGAGUGAAUAUGAUGUCAAUCUUUCAUCGAAUUUCGAUGAUAUUACAGUGACUUCAGAAGAGCAAAAGGAAAUAGAGAUACCAGGAGUCAACAUUAAAUUAACAGUUAAGAGUGCUUUCUGUUCGAAUCCCAACAAAGGAAUGACUAUUACCUAUCGCAUCACCCAGCCAGGUGUUCUGGCAUCCACCUUAAGAGAGACAUUAGUUUGCAUCACUCGUACUGAAGAAUUCCAAAUAAUGCCUCUAGAUGAAACUUGUGGAUUUAUCACUUUCAAAAGCCAACCAAUUAAACUAUCUAUCUUAACCAACAAUAAGGAGAUUACUUUGCAAGUUCCACUAAAUCAAAAUACUCAACCUUUAUCAAAACCAUCUACCACACCAACUUCUACUGCAACUACUUCUCCAUCAGCUUCAUCCAUUCCCAAACCAGCUACUGCUAAACAAUCUAAAACACCAGCAGCAACAACAACAACAACAACAACAACCACGACACCUCAAGUUGUCAACAAUAAAAAACCAAAAAAAGAUAGAUUUGUUGCAACAUCCAUUAUACCAAAGAAUAUCAGUCCAUCUGAUUUAACCAAGAUAUUGACAGAGUCCAAAUACAAGGUGAAAUUUAUUAUAAUUCGUGCAAAGGUUGCAUAUGUAGAGUUGGAUAAAGAGUCACAUGAAAGGAUACGUUCUGAUAAAACUAUUAUGACUAAGGAUGGUUUUAAGUUUAGCUUUAAAAAGUUUGGAGGAGAGAUCCCAGCAAUUAAAGCAUACCUCUUUCCAUACAAAGAAGGUAUAAAUCUCUGGGAUGUAGGAAAUACAAUUGAAAAGCUCAUCAAUGCACCCACUGGAAAGAUUAGAUAUGAGAAAUCACAUUUAAUCAUUCCAUUUUCGUCACUAGAGGAGAAGAAGCAACUUCUUGAUCUUAGAAGUAUCAAUAUCAAGUGUGGCAAUUUCCGAGCUGAUGCCACUAAAGAUGAAAGAAAGAAAAGACAUAUGCAUCAACUCUGGGUAUUCGAUAAGGAAGAUCAGACCAGAAGAAUUGCGUCAAGAUUGGUUGAAGUGCCAGAGUUGAAAGUUAAACUGUUGGAAGGUUCAAUGAAGCGACUGCUGGAACAAAUCAACACACAAUUCAAUGUUAGCAUUGAGAUGGAAAAGAAUGGUGCCAAUUGUUCAUUGAAAUUGUCAUCACCAUUAGAUAAUAUCAACGAAGCACAAGAGCAACUCAAACAAAAGAUCAACGAUAUCAAAGAAAUCAAUUAUUUCUUUAGAGUUGACACUGAUAUCAAGAAGAAUUUGUUGUCCCCCAUGAUACGUUCGAUCUUCAAAGAACUACCCAACAGUAAAUCGAUUAACUAUUCCAUUUCAGAGAAAAAGGGUAAAGAAGCAUGGUCUAUUAACAUCACAUUCUCUGGUGCUGACAAUGAAGUUAUGGAGAUCCAAAGGUUGUUGAAAGAGGUCGAAGUCGAAGAACAUGAGUUACCACCUAAGGAGUUAGUACUUAUUCCAGAGUCAGUCAGACAGGAGUUCUCAGUUAGUCUCCAUCUCGGUGAGAAAUCAAUGAUAAUAUGUGGUGGGCUGAAGAAUCUUACCAACUUUAAACAGUGGAUUCAAUCCAAUUUGAAGAAAGACACUCGUGUAGAGAUGGAAAUGUCACAAGCCGAAUUGUUUUUCUUCCAAUUUCUUAUCAAGUCUGAUUUCCAUGAUGUCGUUGUAACCGAGACUAAGAAUGGAUUGAUUAUCAAUGGUGAUGAAAAGAAAGUAAAAGAGGCACAGGAUCACGUUUUGAAAAUGAAGAAGUCGAUCGAAGAAGUCAAUUUUUCAAAAUCAUUUGCGAAAAAUCUGAUGACAGAGAUUUCUCCUUUUUUGAAAGAUUACUUCAAGGAUGAUAUAGUUUACACUCGCUUUGACAAUCCAUUUGCUAAAAAACCAAGACCGAGAAGAACAACAACAACAACAACAACAACUACAACAUCAUCAUCUUCUUCUUCUUCAUCUUCAGAUAUCUCAUCAGAUGAAGAUUCAAAUGAUGAAUAUAGUGAAGAUGAAGAACAAUUCAAAGAAGAAUAUGGAGAUGUGAAGUUUCAAUUGUUUAUUCACCGUGAACGUGACUAUGAGAACCUAAAGAAAAAGAUUGUCGAACUAAAGUACAUGAAUGAAGGUCGUGCCUAUGAGUUUAAUUCGGUUUCCAUCGAAGAACAACGAUUCAUUCUCAAGUUCUUUGGCGACAAGUAUUCCAAUCGUAUUACAAUCUUUCAGCGUCAAAAGAUGGUUGUGGUUCAAGGUCUAUGGCAAUCGGAUGUCAAGAAGCUAGUUUCAGAGAUUCAGUCUAAACGUGCAUCUUUCACCACGACUGAGCGUCAUGUAAUUGAAGGUGAUCAAUUCAAAUUCCAAUAUCUUACUGCCACCGAUAAGAGAUUGAUGAAAAUCCAGAAUGAAUUCGAUGUAAAAUUAAAGUAUGACACUAAAGAUCAGAGUAUCAUCUACAAUGGUCAACACACCAACAUCAAGCUAGCCAAGAAACAUAUUAAAUCGAUAGUUAAAGGUUUGAAGAUGGAAAGAUACGAUAUAUCGUCAUACCUUCUUUCAAUCAAUCGUCUGGUUGAACUUAGAAAAGAGUUGAAUGAGAAAUUCGAUGUGGAAAUGGCAUACACCGAAACUAGAGAUCAUAUUAUUGUCAUUGGUCAGUCACUAUCUACUUCUUGGGGCGAAAUCAAGGGAUUACUCGAUAGUCUGGUUCCAGUUGAGGAGAUAUGGCCUUCGAUGGAGGAUGAACCAAUUAAGAACCAUAUGGAUUUCGAAGAGAGUUUCUUGGAGUCCAACAAUAUUCUGAAGAUUAAGUACUUGAAAGAUCAGAAACGAUUCAUGGUCUUUUGUAAGAAUCAAGCUGAGAUGGACGAUGCCAUUGAAUCUUUGAAUGAUAUGAUCAAGAAUCAAGUGAAAUUCACAAAGAGAAUGGAUGUUCGUUCCAACUACCAUUGGAUUCUCGUUACAAGAUUCGAGUUGGCGCAAUUCAAACAACUUCAAUCGAAGCAUCCAAAAGUAAAGUUUACAGAGAAGGAUAAAUCAAUUCAAAUGAGUGGAGUGAAAGAAGAUGUUCUACCUGCUUACGAUGACCUACACCAAUGGCUUUCAAAGUUAGUAUUGGGUAUCACAACAGUCAGACAAUCCAUUCCGAAUCCAGUUGCUCUUGAACUGCUCAAACCAACAUUCUACACCUAUUUCCUUGAUAAAUACAAGAUGUUGAUCCAACAGAAUGUAGAUUCCAAUGAAACAUUGAUUUCAAAGAAAGUUAGUGAAACAAUCUUUGAAGUGAAUCGUGGUGACAUUCUUUUGGAAAAGACAGAUUGUAUUGUCAAUGCUGCUAAUGAACAGCUCCAACAUUACGGUGGUAUUGCUUCACAGAUUGCCGAAGCAGCCGGUCCAGAGUUCCGUAAGCAAUGCUCGGAUUGGGUGCAAAAGAAUGGACCUGUUCUUACUGGUAAAGCGAUGGCAACUGCUCCAGGUCGUCUCGAUUUUAAGCUGGUGAUUCAUGCAGUCGCUCCAAUUUGGGACAGUAAGAAAGUCAGUGUCUGUCAAGAUUUAUUGAAGAAAGCAAUCGACAGUAGUCUCAAAUUAGCUGUUCAAAACAAAUGUUUUACCAUUUCAAUUCCGGCUAUAGGCUCUGGCAUCUAUGGUGUUCCAAAGUUAACAUCUGCCAAAUGUAUUAUCGACUCUACUUUGAAUUUCAUCAAAGAAAAUCCUGGCAAGAUCUACAAGAUCAUCUUUUGUGAUCGUGACGACGAAGUUCUUAAGCAUCUCUAUGAGUAUCUUGACAAGAAGACAACCUCAAUUCUUACCAAUAUCAUCCAAUUGUUUUCCAAAUCAGAGACAACAGAAAACAAGGCAGUUGGAAUUACAAAAGGUAGUACAGAAUCAUCAACCUCUACUUCAACAACUUCAACAACUUCAACAUCAACAACAACUUCAAAAGCAGAACCAUUCAAAUAUUCAAAUGCAACAUUUGAUCCAAUGUAUCAAUGGAAAUGGCAAGAGAAUGAUGGUAGUUUUAUUUCGUUCGAUCCAGAUCAAAACUAUCAGAUUGAAAUUGCUUUCCUCAAGAAGGAAAAGAAGUUGGAAGUCCAAGGUGAUCUAAACAUGCAAAAGAAUGGUGAAAAAUAUCUCAUUGAUUUGGUGAAUAUGACUGAAAUGAACACCAAAUACAUGAGAAAUUUACGACCAAUCAAAAGAACCUUGAUGAAUGCCAAGAAGCAAUAUGGAUGGUAUUAUUUGAGUGCCGGAGGACAAAAAGUCUACCUUCAAGACAUUGGGAAUCAAAUUGGUUUGGCGUUUGAAAGAUCAAUGAAAAUUCGUAUCAACAAUCCAGAUGCAACAAUCAAUUUCCCAGAAUCAACUAUUUCAUUGUAUGUCAACAAUAGAAUAACCAAUACAUUCCGUUUACAUCAACGAUCGUAUGAAGAAUCGUUCAAUGACUAUGUUGAAGCCACCAAACCAACUCAAAGAACCAUGGAAGUUGGCAACAAUGAAGAUAGUACAGUUUCAGAGAUGGAACCAACUCAAACUAUUCUGAUUAGUUGCCCAAAUGAAGAAUCUUCAAAGAGAUGUGUUGAAUACUUAAAGACAGAGAUUGAGAGUAAUUACCAUGAGAAGAGAAUUGUCCAGAUUACUUCAGCUCAAUAUCAACGUUUGCAAUCAGAGCUCAACAAGAUUGCAACAAAUCAUCAUUGUAAAAUUAAAGAGAGUAAAGAUAUCGAAAAGAUUCAAAACAAUUUGUUGUGGGAGAAGUAUUCAACUCGUCGUGAUCAAAUGGUGAAGAAGAUCAAUCCUAAAAUGAAGAAACAAGAGAUCGAAAGUCAUGAAAUGAUGCUUUUCCAUGGAACCAGAAACAACGGUCCAGAGCUAAUUUACAACGAUGAAGAUGGUUUUGAAUCUAGAUAUUCAGCAACUGGAAUGUGGGGUCUAGCCACUUAUUUUGCAAAGAAAGCAUCAUAUUCUCAUGAGUAUGCAUACAGAAAUCCUCGAACUGGAUAUCCUGGACAACAACCCUAUCGACAGAUGUUCUUGGCGAGAGUAUUGAUUGGUGAUUGUAUCCAUCUCAUGCCAAACCAACCAAAUCUUAAAAAACCACCAAAGAAAGAACAAACCAAAGAAUAUUCCGAAUACUUUGACACUGUUUCUGGUGAGACUCAAGGCAGUUAUGUUUAUAUGGUUUAUGAAAAUAAUCGUGCUUAUCCAGAGUACUUAAUUACAUAUCUUAGUGAUAAAUAA